CGCACUACUCAUCAUCACAGUAAUUCUUCCCUUUUGAUACAAAAAUGGGAACUGAGCUCAUCUCAAUUAUCAACACUAAGUAUUGCAAACCUGCUCCUAUCAAUAUAAAGAUUGAAACUGACAAGGGUGUCGCAUACAUCAACAACGAAGUCAUUUUUCGUAUUCAUGAACCUUCUUUCUCACUCGAGGACCGUCGUGUUAUAUACGAUGUUUCUGGAAACCCUGUUUUCACUCUAUCAAAGAAGAUAAUAUCGAUGCAUGAUAGAUGGAGAGUUUUCAAAGGCCAAAGCACAAAUUCCAGUGAUUUGCUGUUUUCAGCGAAGCGAUCAACGUUUUUAAUCCCAGAAAAGAAGAAUAUUGAUCUUAAUGUGUAUCUGGCUAAAAAUACCAAAGAAAGCGUGUGGGACUUUAAGGUUUGCGCUGGUGCUGAGAAAAGGUCUUGCGAUAUUUGUGCUCAUGGAUCGUCUACCCUUCUUGCCAAGAUGACGAAGAAUAAAGAGGCCUUCGAGGUAGAGGUUCAACCAAACGUGGAUUAUGGCUUCAUAGUUGCACUGCUUACCAUUGUUGAUGAGAUCAAACACACUGAGUCUUCGUCUACCAAUUAUAAUGAUGAAGUCAAGGUUGCGGAAGCAGCUCUGAAUACCAUAUCUGUGGGUGCAAACACUUAUAAUAAUAACAACGUAGUAACUACUUUAGAUGAUGACACAAAUGGAGAGAGUGAUGACUGGUGAUUGGUGAGCCUCUUCUGUUCCAGGGUUUGUGUUUUGGGAGAUUUUCAUGGCGACGGCCCUCUAGUUAGUUGUGGCAAGGUUUUCUUUCCUCUAUGUAUUUUUAGAUCUUUGUGUUUGACAUGUGAAACUAUAUGUUUGUUUUUACUUUUAGUGUUUUUUAGAAUUUUGUGAAUAAUAAUAAAUAAACAUAACAAAAAUAUUUUUACCGUUUUUAUUUUAUUCACAAAAUUUUUGAAGUAAUAAAUACUAAAAAUAAAAAUAAUAAAUAUUUUCACAUAAGGAUCAAGGUGCAGCAUCCAUUGCAUGGUUCGCUGAUCAUCUCUUGUAUAGUUGUAUUAUAUUGUAUUAUUUUUAUAUGUUGUAUUUUUUCGUGUGUGUAGAAAAUUCUAAUAAGCACUACCCCAAGUGCAUGUAAUAAGG
Arachis stenosperma is the source of this 1151-nucleotide messenger RNA. Its product is annotated as protein LURP-one-related 10-like. The record is from RefSeq and is a predicted model, not a curated record. NCBI's taxonomy places the organism in Eukaryota, Viridiplantae, Streptophyta, Magnoliopsida, Fabales, Fabaceae. The transcript has 4 exons. Bases 45 to 731 code for a protein of 228 amino acids.